AUGGCGCCUCCGCCUCCGCAGAACUGGGCCAACGCGCCGCCGUACCUCUACCGCGGGGCGCAGCAGCAGCAGCAGGCGGCGCCGGCCGCGGAGGACGAAAGCGACGCCAAGCCCGGAGGAGACAGCCGGAGUUCACUGCGGAUCGGGAGACUUCUCGACUGGAUGGACGAGGACUACCUGCGCAGCUGCUUCACCUCCUCGCCCGAGCUUGUGUCAGUAGUGAUCAAACGGAACAAGGAGACUGGACGAUCAGAGGGUUUUGGUUUUCUCAACUUUGCCGACCAUGAAGCCGCCGAUCUAGUCCUCCAGAGCUACCAUGGCCAGAAGAUGCCUAAUACUGACAGAGAUUUCGCACUCAACUGGGCUUGGACUACUCCUGGGAAGCAUGCUGACCAUGUUUGUGCCAUAUACGCUGGGGAUUUGAGCCUCGAUGUCAAAGACUUCAUGUUGUACCAUUUGUUCAAGAGUCGCUAUCCAUCAGUUAAGAGUGCAAAAGUUGCAUGGGAUGAUAUUGCUGGUUGCUCAAAAGGCUAUGGAUUUGUUAUGUUUGGAGAUGUCAGUGAAUGCAGACAAGCGAUGAAUGAAAUGAACGGGGCAUACUGUUCUACUAAGCCUAUGCGUGUCAGUCCUGCUACCAACAAGGACGAUUUCCGUACACAAGAGGCUGAUUCUGAUUGCAAUUCACACAAUACGAGACUAUUUGUUGCUCGUCUUGAUCUAAGUGUGACCAAUGAGGAUCUAAAGGAAGCCUUUAGACCUUAUGGAGAGAUUACUGAUGUAAAGGUAAUAGCGGGAAAGAAGUAUGGCUUCGUCACAUAUUUGAGCAGGGCAUCAGCUGAGGAGGCUAUGAGAAUUCUGAAUGGAAGCAAGCUGGGAGAUAAAAACAUAAGGGUUAGCUGGGGUCAUUGCGUUGCUAACCAGCAGCAGGAUCAAUGGAAUGGUGAGUACCAUGGACAACCCCAAGACUCUGGUCCUGUCAUUGGUUGGUGUACUAAUGAUCCUAACAUGUACGGUUUCCACCACGGAUAUGCACAUUACCAACAGCAGCAACCACAGCAGACCAUGGUACAGUGAUAACACAUGCGCCGGGAAUAUGUCAGUCCAGGUGCGGCAGAAUUCUUGUGACAUAAACUCGAGAGGACUUUUCUCGGAACUAAACCGCCUGUGUUGCCAUGUUUCAUUCGUUGCGCGUGCAACUGUGCACCGCACUGCACCCCACACAAUUUUGUUCAGGAUGCCCGGAGCGGCAGUUUCGGCUUGUAGAUUAUUCUCUUUGCGCAAUGAUUACAACCAUUCCAAGCAGGUUCUUAGGGUUGUGCACCUGCCACACGAGUUCCUUGAGAUGCAUGGAUGUUCGUUUGGGGGAAAACACAGUUCACUCAUUUUACAGUUUUGACGUGAAAACGAAGGUAACUCAUUUUAAUUUGUUCAGAAGGAUCCUGAGUUCCUGACUAACAAGCCUCCGAACUUGUAAACUGGGGGUUGUACAAAUGCACUCUUCUUAACACUUUUGGAGCUUACAAUUGAGUAAAUAUUUAGGCUGUGAUGUGUUCACUAAA
Molecule: messenger RNA, 1559 nt
Organism: Lolium rigidum
Lineage: Eukaryota; Viridiplantae; Streptophyta; Magnoliopsida; Poales; Poaceae
Product: polyadenylate-binding protein RBP45-like
Exons: 7
Coding region: 1-1074 (357 amino acids)
Cellular component (GO): cytosol
Molecular function (GO): mRNA binding
Source: RefSeq, a predicted model, not a curated record